UCUGUGAUAGUCGUUCUACACUAAAUUUAGUAAUUCAAUACGAAUAAAAUAAUAAUUUUUGUUUGAGAACAUUUGUGGUUUAAGUCAAUUUGAAAACGAAAAAGUCUAAGAAAAAUCACAGAUAAAAACAACAAAUCACACUCAAGGUUAUUUACAGAAUCACGAAAAUACAAUAGUUUCGUCCUAAGACCUCGUACAUUUUGAUAGAAAGCAUGUACAUCUAAUUCUGCAAAGCGGGUCAAACAUGCCGAACAAUUUAAAGUGUAAGAUAAGAAGAGAAGUAAAAAAUACGUCCGCAUUGUAUGAAUUUAGAACACUUUUUGACAUUUGGAAAUAUAAAACAUGUCUAUGAAUACUAAUGAAGGAAAAAUUCACUUUCUGAACCUGAUAAAUAUUACUCAUAUAGAAUGUCUGAAAAAUCGUUCUCGACAAGUGAACUAAUUGAUUUAGAAUUUAUUAACCUUACCUACGAUGUGCGUAGCUUUCAAAACGAUUUCAAAAUAAAGAAAAAAAUAAUUCUUAAUGAAAUUAGCGGCAAGUUUCCUAGUGGUAAAUUAUGUGCAAUAAUUGGAAGUUCAGGGUCUGGUAAAUCUACAUUGCUAAACAUCUUAUCAGGUUACAAAACAACUGGUUUUACUGGAAAAUUUUUUACAAACAAUAAACCUCGAGAGUUGAAUAAAUUUAAAAAACAGUCCUGCUACAUUACACAAGAAGAUUACCUUCAUGAAAAUUUUACAGUUAAAGAAGCAAUGGAAUUUGCUAUAAAAUUGAAAACAUCUGUUAUAUCGCUAAAUAAAUUAAAAUAUAAAAUGAUAAAUAUCAUUUUAAAACAAUUAAAUCUUAAUUUGUCAUGUGAUACGUUAAUCAAAAAUUUGUCUGGUGGUCAGCGAAGAAAAUUAUCUAUUGCGUUAGAAUUGAUUCAUAAUCCUUCAGUUAUGUUUUUUGAUGAACCAACUAGUGGAUUAGACAGUUUGUCAACAAAGCAAGUCGUUCAAAUUUUAAAAGAAUUUGCUAAUAGUGGACGUACAAUCAUUUGUUCAAUACAUCAAGUUUCAGCAAAUGAAUUGCAGAUGUUUGACUCUUUAUAUAUACUUUCUAUGGGUGGUUAUUGUAUUUAUCAUGGAUCAACUUCAUUAUUACCUAAUGCUCUUGCUAAACAAGGGUUAGUGUGUCCUAUGUACCACAAUAUAGCAGAUUUCAUUAUUGAAGUGAGCUUAGGAGAAUAUGGAAGGAACCAUGCUUAUAAUUUGAUGAAAUCUAUUGAAAAUGGAAAAUCACCAUUGUGGGAAAGUAGUAAUAAUGACUUGACAGAAGUAAAACUUCAAGAAAUUUCAAAAUCUACUGAAAUCAUUGGUAAAAAAGUUCAUACAUCAAAAGUGAACAAAGAUUGUAGGAAUUCAAUUCAGUUUAUUGUUCUUUUGCAUAUGAUUUUGCUUAGUAUGAAGAGAAAAAAAUUUUACAUUACAAGAUUACUUGCAUACUUAUUUCUUAGUGUCAUGUAUAGUUCAGUGUACUAUGGAAUUGGAAAUAAUGCUUCAUUUACUUCUGAUAAUGUGAAAUUAUUGUGUAAUUUGUUAUUGUGCAUGUCAUUUACUUCAAGUGUAACUAUGCAAAUCAGUUUUUGCUCAGAACUUAAUGUACUUACAAAAGAACACUUCAAUCAAUACUAUGGAUUAUUAACAUAUUAUAUUAGUUAUACAGUAGCUGAUUUAGGUCUUCAGAUUUUAUGUACUAUACUUUUUAGUUUAAUUGUAUAUUAUUUUACUGAUCAGCCUCUUGAGCUAUUGAGAUUUGGAUCCUUCUUAUUAAUUAUGAUAAUGGUUGGAUUAUUAUCACAGAUGGCUGGUUUGCUUGUAGGAAUAUUAUUUAGUAAUCCGUUGUUUAGUACACUACUUGUUACACUCAUUGUCAAUACUUGGGUAAUGUUCACUGGAAUAUUAGUUAAGUUCUCUGACACUCCUAAAAGUAUUCAAUGGUUAUUUGAUGUUUCUUAUUUGAAACAUGGUUUGGAAGCAAUAAUGCAUAGUAUUUAUGGAUUAAAUAGAUCAAAUUUAAAUUGUUCUGAAAUAUUUUGCUAUAGUAAAUCACCAUCAAAAGUAUUAGAAAGUAUGGACAUGUCAGUUAACAAAUAUUGGUUUAAUUUUUGGGUCAUCACAAUUAUGUAUCUUUUUAUUAAAAUUUUAACUUAUCUCAUAAUAAAAAGAAAAUUUACAUAUCGCUAGUGAGAGUUCAAUACACAUACUAUUUUAUUUUUUAUUUUACGGCCAGCUAAAUAGUUGUUGAAACUAUUUUAUUACUUUAUGAUUACUGUAUUAUUAAUUUUAAGACAUUUUUUUACCAAUUAGUAUUAUGAUUAUGUUUUUCAAUGAACAUAUUAUAAAGCUGUAUAGUUUUAAUAUAGUAUCUGUUGAAUUUUUGU
Molecule: messenger RNA, 2419 nt
Organism: Daktulosphaira vitifoliae (grape phylloxera)
Lineage: Eukaryota; Metazoa; Arthropoda; Insecta; Hemiptera; Phylloxeridae
Product: ATP-binding cassette sub-family G member 4-like
Exons: 16
Coding region: 408-2222 (604 amino acids)
Cellular component (GO): plasma membrane
Molecular function (GO): ATP hydrolysis activity; ABC-type transporter activity; ATP binding
Source: RefSeq, a predicted model, not a curated record